GCACCUCCUAACUAUUGAAGACGACGUGCCCCUCUCUCUCACUUGCACUUUGACCACCAUGUCGUCCUCUGAAUCUCCUUUUCAAAUCAACGUCCCUGAAGAAAAACUCACCACCCUACAUGCUAAACUUGAACUCGCCACUUUCCCGGACGAACUAGAAGACGCCGGGUGGAAGUAUGGACCACCUCUGGCGGAUAUUAAGCGACUCACGGAAAGGUGGAGAAACGAGUACGACUGGCGCAAGCAUGAAAAGGAAUUAAAUCAAGAGCUCCCAAUGUUCACCCGCGAUAUUGACGUGGAUGGUUUUGGCACGCUGAACAUUCACUACGUUCACAAGAAGAGCGAAGUCGUUGACGCCAUUCCGCUGUUGUUUUGUCACGGAUGGCCUGGAAGUUUCUUGGAAGUCGGGAAGAUUUUGCCUCUCCUGACUGCGUCGUCCCCUGAACAUCCUAGCUUCCAUGUUGUCGCACUUAGCUUGCCUGGUUUUGGCUUUUCGGAGGCUCCUCACACUCAAGGUUUUGCUCUUAACCAAUAUUCCGAGGUAUCCCACAAACUAAUGCUCGCUCUCGGGUACAACGAGUAUGUCACCCAGGGAGGCGAUUGGGGCUCCAUCAUCACUCGGAGAAUGGCUUCUGUGUAUGGUGUGAAGCAUCACAAGGCAUGGCACACCAACUUUCCGGUCGCCGAACCGCCCAGCUGGAAAUCCCCCCUGUCGUUCCUGUCGUUCUUGCUAACCCCUUGGUCUGCAGAGGAGAAGGCAGGCAUCGAACGCACAUCGUGGUUCCGCUCCAAAGGAUACGGCUACUUUGCUGAGCAAAGCACGCAGCCGCAGACACUCGGUUACAGUCUUGCCGAUACCCCUGUUGGUCUGAUUGCUUGGAUUUACGAGAAACUGGUCCUUUGGACCGACAAUUACCAAUGGUCUGAUGAUGAAGUACUUACAUGGAUCUCAUUAUACUGGUUCUCUCGUGCCGGUCCCGCUGCUUCCCUUCGCAUUUACUUCGAGUUGGCUGGCGAUUGCGAGGAUUUAGGUCCUAGCCCCACCAUUCCUAUGGGAGUGUCAUAUUUCCCGCAAGAACUCAUAGUUCUUCCCGCAGCGUGGCUACGCAGGUUGAACAAAGUUGUUUUCGAGUCCCAUCAUAAGACAGGGGGUCAUUUUGCUGCUAUUGAACAGCCGGAGGAGCUUGUUCGAGAUGUGCGGAAGAUGUUUGCGAAGGAGAGCCCUGCAUUCGCGAUUGUCCCCGGAAGAAGUGGAUACACUUAAAUGAUCAGCAAAUAUUCGUAUGUGACAGGACAGUGUCGUCGUCGCGUUUGGGAUUUUUCAAUUCGUGCUUGAAUGACUCGGCUUGAAUGAUAGGAUAAUGUAGUUCAGUACAUCGGUAUGAAAUCGUGUAUCCCGUCUCUUACAUCUUGCGCAAUCUGGAUACUCUGUUA
This is a messenger RNA of Suillus paluster, 1434 nucleotides long. RefSeq names its product Alpha/Beta hydrolase protein. Gene Ontology annotation, molecular function: epoxide hydrolase activity. Gene Ontology annotation, biological process: epoxide metabolic process. The transcript has 8 exons. The coding region runs from base 59 to 1264 and encodes 401 amino acids. The record is from RefSeq and is a predicted model, not a curated record. NCBI's taxonomy places the organism in Eukaryota, Fungi, Basidiomycota, Agaricomycetes, Boletales, Suillaceae.